AUGUAUUUUUCUUUUUGUACUGGCAAGAGACGAGGCAAGGAUCGCCUUGAGGCCAAGGCCACCUCGAGGAGCCCAAUAUCCUGGACCCCCAGCCCUCACGGUCAAGUCGAGAGCUCGCGGCUUAUUGCUGGCGACAGUAGCGCGGCCCCUGACCUGACCAAACUCAUCGAUCGUGCCGGUGCUACGUCUGCUCGCCUGCCGUACCUCAACUCCAACGGGGCGGUGGCCACAAGCAACCUGCUCGUUGGCCAUACCGAGGACGGCGUCAGUCGCCUGGCCAAGGAACAAGCCCAUGCCGAGCGUCGAUCACGAGCGGCAAGGCCGUGGACGUUCGGCUCGCUCUUCUUCUCUAACGCGUCGCUCAUAGGUGUGGACUUCCAGGAAGGCAUUCUUGGUCUCUAUGGCCAGCGCAGCAGACAAUCUGUACAGAUAGACGAGACCCCAACUGCCACGACCUGCCGCGGUCAUUGGGAGUGGAAACUUGUCUACUGCGAUUUUGAAGGCUGCAGUGUCUAUCAUAGGCCCUCUGAACAUCCCCCGACUCAUCCACCUGCUCCCGAGAAGGUCGAGAGUUUGCCGGAAAAGACAGCCAACGUGCCGUUGCCAAAGUCUCAAAGGGCAAGUAUCACACCAAGCCUCGAAGAACAGCUGACCGCCCAGGAGUCAGACGAGGAAAGUGUGGAUUUUCCCUUCAAAUCCCACCUAUGGGGAGAGGAUGUGGAUGAGCAAUCGGUCUGUGAGGUUACGGCGGUCGCCACGCGGCCGGGAACGCCCCAGCUGGUUACCCUUAGCCGCAAGCACGAGGCGGGAAGCGUCGAGACCAUGAGUGCGGUCCCGAAGCUCAAGGCUGAAGAGGCUGCCGACGAGCAAAGGUGGUCCACUCAAGCUCAAAAUGGCUGUUCCAAAGCAGCCGCAGAGGCUCCAAAGACAAAACGGCCCCAGUCAUUUCGUCGUUUGGCGGGUCCGCCGUCUGGUCCACCCUCUGUGCCAUUGCCCCCCAACCCUCCUCGACUUGUCUCUUCUUCGCCCAUGCGAUUUAGUGAGUAA
Messenger RNA from Diaporthe batatas, 1047 nucleotides. RefSeq lists its product as uncharacterized. Lineage: Eukaryota; Fungi; Ascomycota; Sordariomycetes; Diaporthales; Diaporthaceae. Bases 1 to 1047 code for a protein of 348 amino acids. The record is from RefSeq and is a predicted model, not a curated record. The transcript has a single exon.